Molecule: messenger RNA, 3624 nt
Organism: Bursaphelenchus okinawaensis
Lineage: Eukaryota; Metazoa; Nematoda; Chromadorea; Rhabditida; Aphelenchoididae
Source: the annotation of a GenBank genome assembly
AUGCGGAAUCAGUCAUCGCCACCUCGCCGUCCGACUGGUCUCAGCGCGGCUCAACUUUCCCCGACCAACUCGUCGCAGCGUUCCCCUGAUUCCGAGCUUCUGGCCACAAUGUCGGGUAUCAGGCAGACGGCGCGACGUCGCGAGCGAACCGCCGCCUCCAUGCUGAAGCAGGACUCCAUCGCCGAAGAAUGCUCCUCCCGAUCGCCCAGCCCCACCUUGACCACCUCGGCCCUGCUCCCACAUUCGCGACACCCGAGCACAGGUUCCCAAUGUUCUCAAUCUCCGCGAUACGAAAACAGCGGGCUUUCCCGGACUCCCAGCCGAUUAAUGACUUCUCAUUCGCCCACGGUGGAGCGGAAGGGGAGCUGCUCCCCAAACACCACCAAGAUGUUCAGUUCUUCAGGCUCCACCAGACGUCGCGGCUUCCAACGUGCACCAUCCACAGCUCAGUCUGAUGUCACGGAUGCAGUGACUCGGCCCAGUAUUCUGGAGCCUCUCCACUCGUGCGUGAGCUAUGAAAACAACUCCAAAAUCAAAUUCGACAUCUCUUCCUCUGCCUCGUCGCUUCGUAACUCGAAUUCAUCGUCAUUGUGGCGUCCGACUGCCACAUUGCCUGUGCCUGGAGCAGUUAGUGGGAAUGGAGCCGGCUCUUUGAAAGCUAAUGGCUUUGUACCGCCUUCAAUGCUUCUAUCAGCCGGCUCAGCAAGAGAUCCUAGUCGCUGGCAUCUCUGUAUCACCAAACAACGAAGCCAAAGUGAAUCCGCCUUCAACAACCGACAACUCCAUCUUCCUCAAGGCUUCGAAGGCAUCAGUCCUACUGGCUCCACUAACGGAUUUCCCAUUUCCUAUCAUCACGACCAAGCUGGGAUUCUGAGUUCUAUUCAUACACAUGCUGGAGGGUCAGCUAGUCUAUCUGGAUGUCCCAGUCAUCGCCGCUGUUCGAUGACAUUACUUAAUCCUCACAAACAAACAGCCAUCCUGAGAAGAAUCCUAGGACCUAACGCCUUAGACUGGCUCAAAGACAGCAAAAUACUGAGCGAAAAAAGUAAUCCUUGUAAGACAACAAGUAAAUCACUUUUUUAAACUAAAUUAGGUAACAUUGUAGAGCCAAUACUGUAAUACUACAGUAAAUAAAAUGAAUUUAAAGUAAAAUAAUAAAAUUACUGCGAAAUGUAUAACUUACGUUGUUUUCAGGUGAACAACAGUCCAAGAAGUCGUUGUCAGUGUUGAGCGACGAUCUGGAAGGGCAGAGAAAUGCUGACGAUUCCAAAACACCGUUGGUCAAAGAAACUGAAAAGUAAGUUACAAUAAUUUAUAUCAUAAUAGUAAUUUCGUAAUUCAAAAUCAUAUCCAUUUUUCCCUCCGAUUUUUCAGAAAUUUUAAUUUUACGUUGAAAUCGGCAUUCUGCGUCCUAAAUUAACGCAGCCUGUGUGCCUUUGCGCAGUUAUUUUAUACGACUUGUAGCUGUGAUAAAGAGGUAAAUCAGCAGUAAAUAUUUGAUUUCAGAGGUGGUAGGCUGAUCAAACGACAAUAUUUAUACGAAGUACGACGGGCUACCAGUGAUUAUGCUUUACUUUUCGCUGUUAUCGGCAUUGGUAAGUCAGCUAUUCUUAUUGCACACAAAUAUUUAAAGCUAAUUUUACAGCCUUUAAAGAAAUAAUUUCAAAAUGUUCUUUAUUGUCGUUGUUAUUUUAAAAUGAUGUGAAAAUAAUACUAUAAUAUUAUGUUUAUGUUUCAGUUAUGAUGGUGAUUGAGAACGAAUUGUCAGCCGCCCAUGUCUACGAGAAGGAUUCCAUCUUGAGUAUCAUGUUCAAGACAAUCAUCUUGUUGAGCACGUUGAUCUUGGUUCUGUUGGUCAUCAAAUUUCACUUACAUGAAGUUCAGGUAUGUUAUAGUACCAAGUUUUACCCAAUUACCGCUAAAUCUAUAGUGUCACGUAAAAUAAUUAGAAUAUUAAUAUUACGAUGUCACUUCAGCUGUUCAUGAACGCCAACUCGGCCGAAGACUGGAGAAUUGCGUUGACGUGGGAGCGAUGCCUCCAGAUAGCGGUGGAACUGGUCGUAUGUGCAAUAUGUCCUGUGCCAUUGAACUGGGACUUCCUUUGGACUACGGUACACAGCGAUGGGAUUACUGUAACUUCCACCUGGGUGUCGUUGGACGUCGCUCUGUCGAUUCCAAUGUUUUUUCGUAUCUACUGGAUAUUCAGAGUGAUGUUACUGCACAGUAGAUUAUUCACUGAUGCUUCUAGUAGAAGUAUAGCUGGGUUGAAUCGUGUCAACUUCAACUCCAGAUUUAUUUUGAAGACUUUGAUGACAAUUUGUCCAGGUAUGUUGUUUUAUCUGCUAUACAAAAUAAAAAAGGAACAAGGUUAUAUGUCGUAUAUCAAGAGAUUCAUCAACGAAAUAUUUUGUGAUCCGAGUGCAUUCUCAAUACAAUACGGCAUUUUUAAAUUCAAUUUUAGGUACGAUGCUACUGGUGUUCACUGCCUCCAUGUGGGUAAUGGUAGCGUGGAUUCUACGUCAGUGCGAACGUCACCAUGCUGGAGAUCCUCCCAUCAGCAUGCACGCUCUCAAGCAUCAGAACUAUCUGAACUCAUUGUGGUUCAUUGCUAUCACUUUCUUGAGCGUAGGAUACGGUGAGUUUAUUCAACUUUACUUUGGUUAACCUCUGGAUAAGUCAUAAUAACUUUGGGUAUAUUCAUCUACUACUACUAAGUAUCUACUACUAAGUAUGAUACCAAUGAACUUUUUUGAUACCAAUUUAAAUUGUAUUGCUUUAGGUGACAUUGUUCCGAACACAUACUGUGGUCGAGGUAUGGCCGUAAUCACAGGAGUCUUGGGUACAUGUACCUCUUCAAUGGUUGUUGCUGUAAUAGCUAGGAAACUGGAGUUGACUAGAGCAGAGAAACAUGUCCAUAACUUCAUGAUGGACACUCAACUGACCAAACAGGUAAGAACUUAUUGUAUAUUUACAAUUUUAGACCCAAUAACAUGAAAUUACAUCAAUGAGCCAAGAGUAAUAUAAAGUUGUAAUUUCGUCUAAUAAUGUCAUUUUCAGUUGAAACACGCGGCUGCCAAUGUUUUGCGAGAGACCUGGCUGAUCUACAAGUACCGUCGACUGGUCGAAAAGAUCGACCCCUACAAAAUACGACACCAUCAACGCAAAUUCUUGGUAGCAAUCUACGCGUAGGUUAUCUAUUUUCAAUUUUAAUACCUAAUUAUAGAUUGCGUAAAGUGAAGAGAGACCAGAGAAAGCUGGCUGAGAACUCGGUAUCGUUGGGCGAUGUAGCCAAGGUAAGUUAAAUUCAAUGCUUUGGUAGGAUGUGUAAGAUUAUUUGGUAUUUAAUCAUUUUUUUGGAAAUUCGCAAAUCACUUUCAGACCACCUCCAACACACACGAAAUGAUCCACGACAUCCACAGCAUCCAAGAAGGCCUGGCCGUCCGCAUGACUUCGGUGGAGCAUCAGCUUUCGGACAUCCAACGAGAGAUCGGGUCACUCGCCGAGCUGAUGCGAAGCCAACUUCAGCGACGGCCAAGCAACAACGACCGCGAUUCCGACCUGACUUCGGUCGAUUCGGUGCGACGCCGAAAACACACAAUGCAACACGAUUCAUCAUAUCAAUAG